AUGCCAACCAGCAGUGAGUGUGACGGGAUCAAGACAACAAGAACAACAGUCAUCCUCGGGCGCAGCAGACCAGCAGACAUGGACUUCAACGGCACCUGGAAAAUUUAUUCUGAGGAAAACCUUGAAGAGUUUUUAAAAGCAGUCGGUGUUCCUGAAAUGGUGGUCAAAAUGCGAAAGGAAGUGAAGCCGGUGUGGGUGAUUGAACAGAAGGGCAAAGACUUCACGGUCACCAUGAAGACUCCCGUCUGCAGCAACGUCCACUCCUUCACCAUCGGAGAGGAGUCCGAGAUGACCGCCAUGGACGGCAGGAAGUUUAAGUGCACCGUCAGAGAGGAAAAUGGAAAACUGAUUGCUGUGAAUGAAAAGUUCACUUCUGUCCGGGAGAUCGUAGGGGACGAGAUGCUUGAGACCAUCACUGCCGGCUCUGUAACUUUCAUCAGCAGGAGCAAACGAGUCUGAUCCACGCCAGCC
Messenger RNA from Plectropomus leopardus (leopard coralgrouper), 471 nucleotides. It is a transcript of the gene fabp10b, whose product is annotated as fatty acid binding protein 10b, liver basic. NCBI's taxonomy places the organism in Eukaryota, Metazoa, Chordata, Actinopteri, Perciformes, Serranidae. The record is from RefSeq and is a predicted model, not a curated record. Gene Ontology annotation, molecular function: lipid binding.